AUGCCAAACGCAAGAGAGUCGAGCGUCUCUCGCUGGGCAUGGAAACUUCUGCGCCUCGCGCUGCUCUCGGCGAGGCGAGGCGGGGCUUUCAAGCUGCAGCUCCGCCUGCUCGUGCCCAAGUUCCUCAAGACCAUUGGCCAUGUGGCGACCCCUCGCAGCCACAUCUGGUACGGUGAGCGAGAGCUCUCAUUCGAGAAGACUCCGGUUGUCCAUGUGAAGAUGCACCGCCCUGGGUCAAUGCGGUUCAUGUUCCCAUGCAUCAACCCUAAAGUCGAUUUUGAUAUGGAGUUCGACGAUGAGGAAGGCGAAAGAGCUCAUAAUGGAAAUGAUAGUAAGAAGAAGAGCUUCUUCCUCGAAAAUGGAGACGGGGAAGAGUGCUUUUAUGACGAUGACAACUAUGGGAGGAUCGAAUGUGAGGAAGAAGAGUGGGGGAUCGACUCGAGAGCAGACGAGUUCAUAGCCAAAUUCUACGAGCAAAUCAAGCUGCAGAGGCGGAUGUCGUACCUUCAGUACAAUGAGAUGCUCAACCAAAGCCCGAGUUAA
Eucalyptus grandis is the source of this 543-nucleotide messenger RNA. RefSeq lists its product as uncharacterized. The coding region runs from base 1 to 543 and encodes 180 amino acids. The record is from RefSeq and is a predicted model, not a curated record. Lineage: Eukaryota; Viridiplantae; Streptophyta; Magnoliopsida; Myrtales; Myrtaceae. The transcript has a single exon.